Molecule: messenger RNA, 3801 nt
Organism: Labrus bergylta (ballan wrasse)
Lineage: Eukaryota; Metazoa; Chordata; Actinopteri; Labriformes; Labridae
Product: neuroblast differentiation-associated protein AHNAK
Biological process (GO): regulation of RNA splicing
Cellular component (GO): nucleus; cytoplasm
Source: RefSeq, a predicted model, not a curated record
CACCCUGAUAUUGAUUUAAGCUUGUCAAAGAAAGAUGUAGAUGUGACUCUACCAGAGGCCAAAGCUAAAGUUCAACUCUCUGGUGUCGAACUUAAAGAAUCUUCCGCCAAAGUGGAAAUGAUAACUCCACAAGUUGAUGUUCAGACAAGUAUACUGAAGGAUCACCAACAAAAUUUAAAAUGCCAACAUUUAAAUUACCCAAAUUUGGAGCAAGUGCUGCACAGGUCAGUGUUGAAGUACCUAACAUUGACAAAAACAUUAAAAUUGAUAAGGAAAAGCUGGAAAUAUCGAAAGAGGGAGUUACUGUGGAUGUCACACGACCCAGUUCAGACAUUGAAGGCAUAUCUGUGGAUCUGAAAGGUAAAGGAAGUGAAAUUGAAGGAUCAGGAAGCAAGUUUAAACUGCCUAAUUUUGGCAUCUCCAUGCCCAAAGUUAAAGGACCUGAAAUUGAUCUAAGUUUAUCAAACAUAAAUGCGAAUGUUACACUACCAGAGGCCAAAGCUGAAGUCAAACUGCCUGAAGUUGAAUUCAAGGAACAUAAAGAUGCUACCGCAGUACCAGAUGCACCUACAGUUGAGGUUGAGGCCAAGUCAAGGCAACCAAGUUGGACAUUUCCUAAGUUUUCAUUUUCAAGGACAGGUACUAAAGCUCCUGAUGGUGAUAUCGAUUUUGAAACAGCCGAAGUUGAUGUUUCAUUAGAAGUUCCCAAAGAAGAUCCCUGUCCCCCAGAUGUUGAAGUCCAGGUACCUUCAGGGGCUAUCACAAUGGAAGAACUCCCUGCGGUAGAAACUGAAUCAAACUUGAAAAAAAGUAGAUUUUCGCUACCCAGACUAUCUUUCUCAAAGUCAAGCAUUAAAGAACCUGAGGUCAGUGCUGAACUUCCACAGGUGGAUGUUUCUCUUUCAGCGGGAGAAGUGAUAAUCACACAACCUCAACUAGAAAGUAUCACUGAGCUUGAAACUAAAUAUGAUGGACAAGGAAGCAAGAUUAAACUGCCAACUUUUGGUAUCUCCAUGCCCAAAGUUAAAGGACCUGAAAUUGAUCUAAGUUUAUCAAACAUAGAUGCGAAUGUUACACUACCAGAGGCCAAAGCUGAAGUCAAACUGCCUGAAGUUGAAUUCAAGGAACAUAAAGAUGCUACCGCAGUACCAGAUGCACCUACAGUUGAGGUUGAGGCCAAGUCAAGGCAACCAAGUUGGACAUUUCCUAAGUUUUCAUUUUCAAGGACAGGUGCUAAAGCUCCUGAUGGUGAUAUCAAUUUUGAAACAGCCGAAGUUGAUGUUUCAUUAAAAGUUGCCAAAGAAGAUCCCUGUCCACCAGAUGUUGAAGUCCAGGUACCUUCAGGGGCUAUCACAACGGAAGAGCUCCCUGCGGUAGAAACUGAUGUAAACUUGAAAAAAAGUAGAUUUUCGCUACCCAGACUAUCUUUCUCAAAGUCAAGCAUUAAAGAACCUGAGGUCAGUGCUGAAAUUCCACAUGUGGAUGUUUCUCUUUCAGAGGGAGAAGUGAUAGUCACACAACCUCAACUAGAAAAUAUAACCGAGCAUGAAACUGAAUAUGAUGGACAAGGAAGCAAGUUUAAAUUGCCAAAGUUUGGCAUUGCACUACCAAAAGCAAAAGGACCUCAAGAAGAGUUAAAUGCACCACAGAACGAUGUAGAGAUUAAACUACCAGAAGUUAAAGUUCAGGUCAAACUUCCUAAAAUUGAAGUUAAGUCUGCAUCUAGUGUCGACAUGAAAGCAUCUGAGACUGAAGCCAAGGCUAAAGACAUUGGAGGAUCACCAUUAACAUUGAAAGGUCCAAGUGUAGAGUUCAAGACAGAUGUUGAGACACCAACGACAGAAACUGAAAGUCAGGGCUCUCCUAGUAAAUUCAAACUACCAUCAUUUAAAAUGCCAAGGCUGAGCUUCUCAAAGCCCAAACCUGAAGACCAAUCUUCACCCGUCGAAGCUGAAUGUCUAGAAGAACAGCUGGAAAUUAAAAUCGAGCCGAAAGAAGAGAACAAGUCCCCCAAAAUGACUUUGACAUCAAUUGGUGAAAUGUUCCAGAAUUUUGAUGUGGAAUUUCAGGUUCCGAAAACAGACACCAUGGAAGGAAAUCUUGAAAACGCAAAGGAAGUCCACAAAGCAGAUGGACUCAGUGGAAAGUUAGAGGAAAAAGAAAAGGAAACACAUAUCAAGCAAGAUGCUACCAGAAGUCCUGAGAGGACAGGUUGGUUUAAAUUUCCUAGGUUUGGACUGUCCUCCCCAUCAGAACCUGCAAAGAGUCCUGAAAAAGACAAGAAGGAAAAGAGCCCUGAAGGGGAAACAGUGGAUGACACAAUAAGCCCUACCUGUUCUGUCCAGUCAUCAGAUGCUUUUGCUGAUAUUAGCUCUGCAAUGACAAGUGAGCAUGUCGGUCUGUCCUUAUCUUCUCCAACCAAAGUAACUGUCAAAUACUCUGAUCCCAACACUGCUACAGGACUCGGAGAGGUGCACCGUAAUAUCAUCACUUCCACCACAAGGACUGAGCUGUUCUCCGUAGAGCCCAACUUGCCUGAGAAAAUUACCAUUCUGUCAUCUGGAGUUUCUUCAUCAUCUGAAGACACACUCAGACUGGAAUCUGGAAAAAUACAUGUCAUUACAUCAAACAUAGAAGCAACCCCAGAAGCACAGCAUGCCAAGCUUCUGACUACUGUCCAAGUGCAGUCAGUCGGAGGCCUUCCUCUUAGAUCAGAGGGCAAAGAAGCUGCAUCGUGGACUGUUGAAGAUUCACAAGGCGGCAAGAAAACAGUCUUUGAGAGACAUUUAGUAACAGAGACAUCAAGUGAAAGAAGUGAAAGCAAAGAAACAAUUGUUAUAACUAAACAAAUCACGCGCAUGUUAGACUCCGCUGAGCACAUCUCAGGCGAGACAGCUUCUUCCAUUCAACGACUUAGAGAGACUGUGCACUCGGAGAAAAUGAGGUUCUUUGAUGAAGCUGAAAAAUGAAAUAGCUUGAUGUAAAUUAUGACUUAAGAUAUUAUCCCCAAAUGUCCAGGCUCAUUGGCCAGAUGGUUCUCAAUUUCACCGUCCAUCGUGGGACAUGGGAAACAGGUUUAAUCUACCAAUUACAGCAGAUAAAUUGUCAGUGAUCAGGUGUUAAUUUCAAUCUCUGGUUGCAUGUUGUUGACCUGUAAAGAGUUGAAGUAAUGUCAUUCAAACUGACAAAAUGUGAAGUUGUUAAUAAGCUGUGCAACUGAGCGUCCGUCCAGCAAAGUUAUGACUUUCCCAAAUACUCUUGCUUAUAUAUGGCACGAAAGUGAGCCAUGCCUUUUGCUUCUGAACAUGUAUCAUAUCUUUGUCAUUACAAAGUUUUUAAUGAACAGCACUGAUCAUCUUACCGUAUUCAUCAGAUAAUCACCAGUGCAUUUGAUAAAAAAAAAAUAAUAAAAAAAUGCCUGAUUUGAACGAGACUGUUGCAAAAAAACAAUCAAUGUUAAUGACAUUCCAAAAUAUGUUUACAAUAAUUCAAAUGUAAAGUUGACACUAGAUAUCACCUACAAGCCAACUGUGCAGUAUUUGGCAGACAAAGAAAUAUGUAUGUGUAAUUAAGACGUUCUUGUUGCUGUUGCUUAAGUGUAAAGACUAAAUAGUAUUGCAGAGCUGAAAUGAGAUGCUUAUAAUCAAACACAGCCAGUGUACUGCUGCAAUUAUAUUUGUAUUAAUAUUUUGCUUAGAAGCUAAUUUGCUACAGUAAGAAAUAUAUAUGUCAACAGUAUGUUUCUCCUCCCAUAUCACUGUACAAAGUGGAGAUAUUAAACUGUCUGUAAAUAGCUGUUAA